Drosophila sechellia is the source of this 1352-nucleotide messenger RNA. RefSeq names its product PRELI domain containing slowmo (gene slmo). The record is from RefSeq and is a predicted model, not a curated record. The transcript is spliced from 2 exons. Bases 164 to 811 code for a protein of 215 amino acids. NCBI's taxonomy places the organism in Eukaryota, Metazoa, Arthropoda, Insecta, Diptera, Drosophilidae. Gene Ontology annotation, cellular component: mitochondrial intermembrane space.
GUCCACCCUAGCCCAUGUGCUGCCCAGCGAUAGCCCCGUCUAUCGGAUCCACUGUCAUCUCUAGCAGCUCAGCACGAGUAAAGGCUCAGGUCAGCCCGCAUCUCGGCUGCCAAUUAAGGAUAUAAAGCCCUCCCCGGACGGUGACGACAACGGCGCUUGCAUAAUGAAAAUCUGGACAUCGGAGCACAUAUUCAACCACCCGUGGGAGACGGUCACGCAGGCGGCGUGGCGCAAGUACCCCAAUCCGAUGACGCCCUCCAUCAUUGGCACGGACGUGGUCGAGCGCCGUGUGGUGGACGGCGUCCUGCACACGCACCGCCUGGUGCAGUCCAAGUGGUACUUCCCCAAGUGGACGCACGCGCUGAUCGGCACGGCCAAGACUUGUUUCGCCAGCGAACGCUCCACGGUAGACCCGGAGCGCAAACAGAUGGUACUGAAGACAAACAACCUUACCUUCUGCCGCAACAUCAGCGUGGACGAGGUGCUCUACUAUGAGCCGCAUCCGUCGGAUGCCAGCAAGACGCUGCUCAAGCAGGAGGCCACCGUGACCGUCUUCGGUGUGCCGCUGUCCCACUACAUGGAGGACCUGCUCACCUCGACCAUUAGCACAAAUGCCGGCAAGGGACGCCAGGGCCUGGAGUGGGUGAUCGGUCUGAUCAACACGGAGGUCAAGGGCAUCGCCCGCGGCACCGACGAACUUCUGCACAACACACGGCGCUCCAUCGACGAGGUGACGGAGAGCGCGCGGAAGAGCAUGGACGAGAUCAGCGCGCAGGCCGCCAAGGCGGCGAAGGCGAUGCACAUUACGUAGGUGGCGACAAGGCGACAGUGCAAGGUCGCGCGAGGGCUGUUCAGUAGUGAAUUAUUUAGAUGGCGAGCGGUCGUCGUUUUAGUACAACUAAUUAAUCGAUGGCACGAUGGACAUGGACAGCAACAUGUGGGAUAGCAACACUUCCCUCUAUUCUCAAGCCAUUCAAUGCAUAUAUUUUAUAAUUAUUACUCCCCUUCGAACGAAUCGACUGCUAAUGAGUCAUGUCGAUUAGAAGCGCCCCCGAAUGGCUGAACUGGAAGGAACUCACCCUAAUGCUGGCCCCCAUUCAUGCAGAUCAAUACAUAUAUACCUAAAGUACAUAGUCAAUGUAAGCUUUGUAAGCCGCCGCAGAUUUCGAAGAACGAGAGGAGCAAUUAAACGACAUAUUUGCCUACGACCAGCCAGUGUCAAGUUCAAUAGUUUAAUUUUAAUUCGCAGCACACUUGUACAGCGUCUUUUUUUUUGCAUUCGCAUGACGUUCGCAUGUGCAACUGCAACGAUUUCAAGCAUUCUGUGUAUAAAUAAAACCCAAGAAAGCCGA